Lachancea sp. 'fantastica' is the source of this 1779-nucleotide messenger RNA. The record is from the annotation of a GenBank genome assembly. Lineage: Eukaryota; Fungi; Ascomycota; Saccharomycetes; Saccharomycetales; Saccharomycetaceae.
AUGAAAACCUGUUACUAUGAGCUUUUGGGAGUGGAGUUCACGGCGUCUGAUUCUGACCUUAAAAAGGCAUAUCGUAGAAAAGCGUUGCAGUACCAUCCUGACAAAAACCCCGAGAAUAUCGAGGAAGCUACAGCAGUAUUUGCGACAAUAAGAGCAGCAUAUGAAGUUCUUUCUGAUGCUCAAGAAAGGGCAUGGUAUGACGCACACAAAAACCAAAUUUUGAGUGAUGACAUCAAUACUUUCGAUGAGGGCUACGGUGACGGGAAUGAAUACGAGGUUGAUGGUUCAAUCACAGGAAUAACCACGGAUGACUUGCUCAAAUUCUUCAAUUCUGGAUUGUAUUCGAGAAUUGAUGAUUCUCCAGCGGGGCUUUACCAAAUUGCAGGUAAAGUAUUUGCCAAAUUAGCCUGUGAAGAGGUCAAGUUCGGAAGAAUGCAAGGACUUGCAAACUAUGAUAAAUACGAAGAUCAGUGGUUCGAGACGGACAUACUUGAGUCGGGCUACAGAAAAGCGUCCGACAAGUACACUUCUAAAGCAUCGAUGCUUUUUCCAGCUUUUGGAGACUCGACUGCCUCCUUUGAGCAUCUGCGAGUCUUUUACCGCAAUUGGUCCAGUUUCAGUACUGUAAAAACGUUUAGCUGGAAAGACGAGUAUAUGUACUCACGCAAUUACGACAGACGAACGAAACGGGAGAUUGGGAAACGUAACGAGAAGCUGCGACAGCAAGCGCGAAGCGAGUAUAAUAAGACUGUCAAGAGAUAUGUUACAUUUAUCAAGAAAUUUGAUUCCCGAAUGAGAGAAGGCGCCGCCAAAUUCGAGCAAGAAAAGCGUAGGAAAAUGCGUGAAGAUCUACAGCGGCAAAUCGAGAAAGAUAAAGAGGCUAGAUCCCAGAGCGUUGGCGAUCCCUUCAAGUUGCAAAGUUGGCAAACCGUGGAUGAUUUCGACUGGAGCGAAAUUGAAAAAAAUUAUGAUAGAAGCGGAAAUUUGACGGACGAUGACGAGAAAUCCGAUACAGACGUUAUCAUUUUCGAAUGUUUUGUGUGCAACAAGUCGUUCAAGUCUGAAAAGCAGCUUGAAAACCACAACUCUACCAAGGUGCACAAGAAAAACUUACAACAAAUACAGAAAGAAAUGCGCAAAGAUAAUAUGACUUUAGGGUUAGAUGCUGUUUCUGACGUUGACGAAUUUGAUUCUGCUACGGAAGACACGAGCGGGAGCGCCGGGCAAUUGAAUCUCGACGAAAUAGAAAGCGAGUUGCAACGUAUCGAACAAGAACUUGACGGUAUUAGCGAUGACGAUGAAGAUGACGGUGAUAGCAUUACCAACGACUUGGACUCAGAGGAGCUGUCUCAAACAUGUUCUAUAGGACCAGAGUCCGAUUCAGAACUUAAGCUGCAUCAAGAGCAUGUGGAAGUUGACAUCGAGAACGAUCAACAAACGGAUUUUGACGCGCCCAGCGAUGUGGAAGACGAUGAGCUUUCGAAAUUAUUGGAUUCUCUCACGUCAAAGCAAGAUCAGAGUCUCAAUGAUGAUGAGGAACCUAGCGAUGAGUGGGACAUGCCCAAAAAGUCCAAAAAAAAUCAAAAACUCAAGAUCAAAAAAGCCCAAGAUGGAUCACGUAUACCUAAGCCAUCGCUCCAAUUUGCAUGCCAAAAAUGCUCGAACUCCUAUGCAUCGAGAAAUGCGCUGUUUGACCACAUCAAACGUGAAAACCAUUCAGCUGCUAUUCCCAAACAAAAACUAAAAAAUAAGUCCAAAAACAACGCCAAAAAAAGGUAA